AUGGCGGUGGGGUUGUUCGUCGCGCUCAUGUGCAUCUGCAUCAUCGUCGGCCACCUCCUCGAGGAGAAUCGCUGGAUGAACGAGUCCACCACCGCGCUCUUGCUUGGGCUGGGCGCCGGCACGGUCAUCCUCUUCGCGUCCAGCGGGAAAAACUCGCGCUUAAUGGUCUUCAGCGAGGAUUUGUUCUUCAUCUAUCUGCUCCCACCCAUCAUUUUCAAUGCAGGGUUCCAAGUGAAGAAGAAACAAUUCUUCCGCAACUUCAUGACUAUUACAUUGUUUGCUGUAGUUGGGACCUUGAUCUCCUUCAGUAUAAUAUCCCUUGGUGCGAUGGGGCUAAUAUCAAGGCUGAACAUAGGCUCCCUUGAGCUUGGAGACUACCUCGCACUUGGGGCAAUAUUCUCGGCAACGGACUCUGUUUGCACCUUGCAGGUGUUAAACCAAGAUGAGACACCCUUCUUGUACAGUUUGGUGUUUGGUGAAGGUGUUGUUAAUGAUGCGACAUCAGUUGUGUUGUUCAAUGCAAUCCAGAACUUUGAUCUUGGAAAUUUCAGUAGCCUCAAAUUCUUACAGUUCAUUGGAAAUUUCCUCUAUCUAUUCGGCGCCAGCACCUUUCUUGGAGUAGCUAGUGGACUUCUCAGUGCUUAUGUCAUCAAGAAACUGUACUUUGGCAGGCACUCCACUGAUCGUGAAGUUGCUAUUAUGAUGCUCAUGGCUUAUUUAUCUUACAUGCUGGCUGAAUUGCUUGAUUUGAGUGGUAUUCUCACGGUUUUCUUCUGUGGUAUUGUAAUGUCACACUAUACCUGGCACAAUGUAACAGAGAGUUCCAGGGUCACAACCAAGCAUGCCUUCGCCACGUUGUCAUUCAUCUCUGAGACGUUUCUCUUUCUCUAUGUUGGCAUGGAUGCAUUGGAUAUAGAGAAGUGGAAGAUUGUUAGUGAAACAUAUAGCCCAAUGAAAUCUAUUGGCUUGAGCUCCAUUAUUGUGGCGUUGGUACUGGUUGCAAGAGCUGCAUUUGUUUUCCCACUAUCUUAUCUCUCCAAUUUGACCAAAACAACUCCAGGGGAGAAGAUCUCUAUUAGGCAGCAAGUUAUUAUUUGGUGGGCGGGUCUCAUGAGAGGUGCCGUGUCAAUUGCAUUGGCCUACAAUAAGGGUGUGCGUGCCCGUGUAGCUGGUCUAUUUGCAAAUGAAACUGCUCCAGGAAAAGGCUGGAUUUUUGCUUAUUUUGCAAAAUCAGGGCACACUCAGCUCCCUAGCAAUGCUAUCAUGAUCACCAGUACAAUAAUUAUUGUUCUUUUCAGCACAAUUGUCUUUGGGCUACUGACUAAGCCAUUGAUCAGACUCCUGAUUCCAGCGAGGCACCUCACUAGGGAAGUGAGUGCCCUUUCUGAGCCAUCCAGCCCGAAGUCCUUCCUUGAACAGCUGCCCGGGAAUGGGCCUGAGACGGAUCUCGAGAAUGCUGUGAGCAUACGCCGCCCGACGAGUCUCCGGAUGCUCCUGGCGAGUCCAACACGGUCAGUCCACCACUACUGGCGCAAGUUUGACAACGCCUUCAUGCGGCCGGUGUUCGGAGGUCGAGGCUUCGUCCCAUUUGUCCCUGGAUCUCCCACCGAAAGCAGUGUACCAUUACUAGCCCAUGGAAGUGAGAACUAG
Molecule: messenger RNA, 1650 nt
Organism: Triticum turgidum subsp. durum (durum wheat)
Lineage: Eukaryota; Viridiplantae; Streptophyta; Magnoliopsida; Poales; Poaceae
Source: the annotation of a GenBank genome assembly